AGAGAAAAUAACCUGUGAAAAGCUUUGUGAUUUUGUAAAAUAAACAAACUGAUAAAAAUUGCAAACAUACAAAAUACCUCUAUAGUAGAAGAAACCACAAAUCGUUUAUAAAUAAGUUUAAGAAGAAUUAAGUUUAGGUGAAUUAUGUAUUACACCUGCGAUUAGUCACUCAGGGUCGUAUAAUAUGCUGAUUAAUGAAGAUAUAACUGACAGUUUUUUGAACAACAAACACGCAGAAUGAUCAAAUUUUGUCUCAUAUUGCUUCUAAGUGCAGUUUUAAGCGCCGAUGAUAGGUUUAAAGGCUGUUACAAAACAGUUUUUUCAACACAAACCUACAACAUAUCCUGGACAACAACCGAGCAAUGUAUAGAAGAAUGCAGGAUAAAAUACUACAGGUACUCCAUGAUCCAAAGUACGAAAUUAUGUUAUUGUGGCAAUUAUUUGGGAGAAGAAGUCAACAAUACGGUGUUUUGCAACCAAAUAUGUGACAGUUUUUGUGAUAAUGUAACCGAUGUCUAUGCAACAGGAAACUUAGCACCAGGGCCCCCAGAAGACGUCAAGUUAACAAACGUGACAGACACAAGUGCCCACAUUUCUUGGAAGCCCCCAAAAUCUUACACUAAAAUAAAUGGUUACUCAAUCAAAGCUACAGUUAUCCGCACUUAUGCAAACUACAUACCAAAUAGCCCAGAAUGGACAUAUUUGAACGACACGUUUAGCACAAAAAUUAUUCUUUUACCAGCCACCAAGUAUAACAUAACUUUAUGUGCGCAAUCACCUGAGGGAAGUGGGGCUUUAUUUUCGCAAAUAAUUGAGACUGAACUUAAAGAACCAGAAAAUCCACCCGAAAGUCCUAAAAUUAUCAAACGAGAUGGAGAAAAAAUGGAAAUAGAAUUAUCACCCACGUCAAAUAGUAACGGACCUAUAACAUCUUAUCUAGUCAUUGUGUUUAAUGAAGACAGCCAACAAAUAUUCCAAGAAGACAUAUUAAAAAGCUAUGAUGAAGCUAGAAGAGAAGGGUUAAACUACUACAUCACAGCACAGUUAAAACCAGAGAACAUCCAAAAGAAAUUUAUUGUGGGGGAUAAAAACAAUUAUGGGGGAUAUUAUAACGCCCCUUUACAGAAAGAUAUCACCUACAGUAUUAUAGCAGGACUUGUUAGUACUCUAAAUGGCAAAACUAAAAGAGCUUUCAGUAGCUUAAAACACUCUAUUAAAGCCCGUGAAGAAGUUAUUGAAGUCAGUGGUGACUCCCCUGCUGUUAUUAUUGGAUUAUCUGUAGCUAUAGGUUUAUUGAGUUUUAUGUUUAUUGCUGGUAUCAUCGGGUUUAUUAUAUUGAAAAGUCGAGUCACCAAUAGAAGGCACCGGUUAUCUGAAAAUCAGGAAUUAACCCUUCAAGGGCCAAUGAUCGAAGUUGAAAAUAACGGUUACAUACCUGAAGAAGAGCACACGAAAGUGAGCUACUACAGAGAUUUGAAACAAAAAGUUAGAACAAUUCCCUACAAUCAACUAAAAGUCGAACCUAGUAAUUUACUAGGAAUAGGACGUUUUGGGAGAGUUAACAGUGGGUCCAUUUAUGAAAACAGCACUUUAAUACCUGUGGCGGUGUAUAGUGUUCAAGACAAGAAGUUGUCUGUCGAUGAUAAAAAGAAUAUGCUUCGUGACUUGGACGUUUUAAUUAAAACGAGAAAACAUGACAAUAUUAUUGCAUUAGUGGGCACUUGUGAGACAUCUCAGAUGGUGUUUGUUGUCCUAGAAUAUGUCUCAAUGAAUCUCAAGGAUUUACUAUUGGGUAGUAGAGACUCACUACCUGGAAAAUUUAGUAAUAUGACUGAAAAUCAAGCUUUAGAUAUUGCUCUCAAUAUAGUAAAAGGGAUGUCACAUCUAGCAUCUAAUAAGAUUAUUCAUAAGCAGCUCUGUGCCCGAAAUAUCAUGGUAGCUAAUGGGUUCAUCCCUAAAAUAAGCGGAUAUGGACUGUCUCAAUUUUAUAGUCAUAAUAAUUUGCCUGACUACACUCGUUGGACAGCGAUGGAAGUAUUCAAAGGACAGUCACAUAAUUUAAAAAGUGAUGUUUGGUCCUUUGGAUGCUUGUUAUGGGAGAUUUGCGUUUUAGGGGGGACCCCUUAUGGCAACUUUUCAAAUAAUGAAAUUCCCGAAAGAAUUAUUAAAGGUUUACGUCUGCCACAAUUGCAAUAUUUCAGCGAUGAACUGUAUCAGUUUAUGUUGAGCUGUUGGCAGAUCGAUAUGGAUGAAAGGCCUGAUUUUAAUGUCUUGCUUGAAUCUCUUCAAACGUUUCAAGAAAAUUCACUCAUUCCGUGUUUAAGUUUCAAUUUGUAUCCAAACUUUCAGUAUGAACAAUUUUAUCCCGAUAUGGAAAUUGCUGUGAGACCAGUGUUCUAAUCUGUCUUCGAAAUAUUUUUAGUUUUUGGUAAAUAGUGGAACCCAAUUACUUAUUAUAUUUACAUAAAUUCAUCACAAAUUUAUAAAAUUGUCACUUGCAUAGUCUUACAUUCAUGCAAAUAUUCUCUGUUGUAAUGUUUAAAUUUCUACAAAUUGUUUCAUUAAAUGACAUUGUUUUUUUCUGGUAUCAAAUAAGUUGAUACUUCCAUUGAUAUCCAUAUGUAGUUCUUUUAUUGAUACCAUCUUGGCACACUAAGGUGGAAAAUAGGUUUCAGUAUUUUGUACUUAAUUGUUACUUUUAUGUGAGUAUUUAAAUUAUACAUACAUUCCAUUUUGUCUUCUUAAUAAGUUAUACGAUAUUGUAUUUUUACAUGACAUCCCGUAUUUUUAUAAUAAUAAAUUUUUUUACUCCUGA
Tribolium madens (black flour beetle) is the source of this 2815-nucleotide messenger RNA. RefSeq names its product putative tyrosine-protein kinase Wsck (gene Wsck). The record is from RefSeq and is a predicted model, not a curated record. The transcript has 10 exons. Gene Ontology annotation, cellular component: signaling receptor complex. NCBI's taxonomy places the organism in Eukaryota, Metazoa, Arthropoda, Insecta, Coleoptera, Tenebrionidae. Gene Ontology annotation, biological process: protein phosphorylation; cell surface receptor protein tyrosine kinase signaling pathway; positive regulation of kinase activity. Gene Ontology annotation, molecular function: protein binding; ATP binding; transmembrane receptor protein tyrosine kinase activity. Bases 238 to 2400 code for a protein of 720 amino acids.